This is a messenger RNA of Puntigrus tetrazona (Sumatra barb), 3635 nucleotides long. RefSeq names its product Cdk5 and Abl enzyme substrate 2a (gene cables2a). Lineage: Eukaryota; Metazoa; Chordata; Actinopteri; Cypriniformes; Cyprinidae. The record is from RefSeq and is a predicted model, not a curated record. Bases 29 to 1555 code for a protein of 508 amino acids. Gene Ontology annotation, biological process: regulation of cell cycle. The transcript has 9 exons.
UGUUUGCUUUUAGCUUACUCACAGUAGAAUGGCGGCCGCUGCCUGCGGUCCUCGCGGCUGUCCGAGGACUAAUUCAGCCAAACCACACAAAGAACACCUGCGAAAAAGCCGGGAUUCCCGUCGCAGACAAGCGGCACUGUUGUUUCUCACUAAUAUAUCUUUGGACGGAAGACCGGUUUACAACCUUAGCAAUGGAAUCUCUGGCCCCAGGGAAGCCGAGAGCCGGUGCGUGGAUGUCGCCGCGACGGCGGUAACGGGUUUCCCUCUGUCGACAACCAGCAGCUACGGAACCUUCACCCAAGUGUCAUCCUCCAUCAGCGGGGGAGCAGCGACCCCUCUACCGAGGACUCACACUUACCCCGCUCCUCUCAGUCCUCCUCCAGCAUUCAAUCAGGGGAGCUGCGACGUUUUCACGGAGGAUGGUCGAACAGAUCCUUUGUCAGUCCAGGCACCCCCGCUUUCACCGACCUCUGGACCGGUGAAUCCGGUUUUAGGAUCCAGUAAACCGCUCGUCCAAUUCCCGGGAUCUAAUCCCGUGCCUGAUCCCCGCCAAAGGACACGUAACCUUUCUGGAUCUCCAGGGCCAAAGGUUUCCAAGAAGGUGCAUUUCAUCAAGAAUAUGAGGCAGUAUGACACUCGAGGGAGCAGGGUUGUGCUGAUCUGUGCCAAGAGAUCCCUGUGUGCUGCUUUCUCUGUAUUGCCCUAUGGAGAGAGUUAUCACAUCAGUGACUCUAAACUAGAAGCCCAGAGACAGAGACACUCUUCUGGUGGUGGAGUUGAUAUGGUCCCAGGACUGGAGGGAGUGGAGGUGGACUUUGGAAAGACAGUGUCAUAUGCCCGUUUUCUGCUCCCAACUAAUGCCUUGGUCAGGCAGAAGAGCAGCGGCCCUCCUGAUGUCAGUACAGCUCCGAUUCCUAUGUCUCGCAACCGUAUUAAUGGGCAGAAGAACUUCACCCCUUCACGAAUCAACAGCACAGUUGCACAGGAUACUAGUGUGUUACAUGGUGUGGACGAGCUAACAGACUAUGACCCCAACUUACUCAGUGACCCGCAGUGGCCUUGUGGGAAGCACAAGAGAGUCUUAAUUUUCGCAUCUUAUGUGACUACGGUUAUUGAGUAUGUGAAACCAUCUGACCUGAAGAAAGACAUGAACGAGACAUUCAAGGAGAAGUUUCCUCACAUAAAACUGACACUCAGCAAAAUCAGAAGUUUGAAAAGGGAAAUGCGCUCGGUGAGCGAGGAGUGUGGCCUACAGCCAGUUACCAUAGCUAUGGCUUAUGUUUACUUUGAGAAGCUGGUUCUGCAAGGGAGGCUAAACAAGCAUAACCGAAAACUGGUGUCGGCUGCUUGCGUUUUAUUAGCUGCCAAGAUCAGCAGCGACCUCAAGAAACAAGAGGUCAAGCAACUGAUCGAUAGGUUGGAGGAGCGUUUCCGGAUAAACCGCAAGGAGUUGAUUUCCCUGGAGUUCACGGUUCUGGUUGCUUUGGAGAUGGCACUCUACCUCCCAGACAGCAAGGUCAUGCCUCACUAUCGCAGACUGGUGCAGCAGGGCUGAAAUGAAGAGGGCCCUUAAAGGGAUAGUUCACCAUAAUAAUAAACAUUCUAUCAUCAUUUACUUGCCCUGAUAUUGUUUCAAAACUUGCUGUGUGUUUCACAGAACAAAGUAAUUCAUACAGGUUUGGACCAACAUGAGGGUGUGGAAAUGAUGACAGGGUUUUCAUUUUGGGGUGAGAUGUGCCUUUAAGAGGUGCCUGUAUACAGGAGAGAUGAUUGUCUUAUGGGAGUCAUGGAAGGAUAUUUGUAUUAUUUAUUGAUUUGAAUAGAUCAGUGGAAUUUUCUCUGAGCUAAGUCCAGUGCUCUUGGCACCCCAUCUUCACUUGUUUACUUCUUUCAUAAAACUGAUUUUAUAAAUCAAACACAUUUAGAGGGAGGCUUACUUUAAGCACCGAUCACUGACUUUUAUCAAUUUUUAUCAAUUAUUUCUUUCUAUUUUUUUAAUACCACAAAUGCUUAUUAACCACCAUUUAUCAAAUCUGUUUUUUUUAUGCACCACUUUUAUUUAUGCAGUAUUUUAUUUAUGGACCUUAAUUUUAUUAGAAUUCAUAAUUUAUGAAUACUGAAUAUAUUUUUAAGGUAUAAUUUUUUUUCUCUUUUCGAUAACUUUUUGGGGUAUGUGUGGCAUUCCGAUGCGUAUCCAGGCACUCUAUGUUAGAGAUGACAUUUAAUGGGCACAUUAUUGUGCUUUUAUCUCUCGCUCACUCCUUUUUUUUGUUUGUUUUUUUAAGUCAUGUAAUAUUUACCAACUUGACUGUGGUUUAACAGUGAUAUGAUGUUCUUUGAGACACACCGCAAUGCGUUUAGGUAGUGUUGAAUGUAAAGGCAUCUUUUGAAUAUGUGAGUGCCAUUUUAGACAGAUAAUCAAAUGUUUAGAGAAACUGAACCAUUUGCCACUUGUUUUUUGAUGUUUAAUUUUUAGCAUCUUAACCGUGUCCUGUUUUUCUUAUGUGCAACACUGAUUGAGCACGUUUCAAACGGUACAGUAGGUUGUACAAAUAACUCUACAUCUGUAUAUUAAACUGUUGUGUAUUUGGUCACAGGGGAAUGCCACCUCCUUGACCGAGUGAGUCUGUUUUGUGUUGUGCAGUGUUGAAUAUGACCCAACCUUUCUGAAUCUUCUUGGUUAGUGUUCUUACAGUAUCCUCUUAUCUUUUAUCUCCGAUGUUCUUCUUUGGAAAUGUUUAUACACCGUAGGAGUGGUCUGUUUACUUUCAGAGCCUGGACAGUAUCACAGCGUGCAGCAUUACCAGAAAUAUGCAACAUUGUUUUUACAUCUGAUUUCGCCGCAUUUGUGUUUAUCCGAGAAGCAGAAGCACAUAGCCACCAUCUAGUGGUGGUCUUUUUAACAUGAUGGGUCUGUAUGGUGCAUUUGCUUCUUUUCCUCAGGGAUUCAGACUGAUCAGAAUUCACAUUGCUGAGACAAAUGAUCAACUACGAGAAGGUAAUUGGAGAGAAUUGUGGGUAAUAACACAUCACCGUUUCUUCAAAGUGUAGGUCUUCACUGGGCGUUGAAGAAUGAAGUGCCUUUUCUAUUACAUUUGUCAGUAUGGUUGUGCUGCCAUAUCGUUUUUCACACAUUUUGUCUCUUUAAUCUUUUUGAUACCAAGUAAUCACAAACCUUGACACGUUAUGAAUAUGAUUGUAGAUCGGGUUGGGAAAACCAUGUGACGUGUUGAUUGAAAUCUCACCUUAUGUGUAUGCAUUGACUCCUGUGAUACUGUCGUGGAAGCUUUGAGGAUGUGGAAUGGUACAAGCACUGUGAGGGAAUCCUGUGACCUUCUGCAUGAGAAUACUGUGUUUAAUGGUGUCUAUGAACUUCUCCCAAAAGCUUUAUUUUUCAAGAUUGUCUAUUUUAGUAGUAUGUCAUAGAAUGAAGUGUUGAUAGUUUGCACUGCUUGAUUGAACGCCAACAGGGUUUACACUGAUCCAAAAACCAAUGUUGGUGUGUGUUAGGCAGUGUGAGCUAGGCUUUAGUUUGGACUGAACUGUUCACAGGGUCCUAUAUGUUUGUGCUGUGUAGAUACUGUGUCUUUGUCGUUUUUUCUAUUUGCAUUUAUAAAGAUGUUUUAAUUGUUUAA